Molecule: messenger RNA, 696 nt
Organism: Arachis ipaensis
Lineage: Eukaryota; Viridiplantae; Streptophyta; Magnoliopsida; Fabales; Fabaceae
Product: protein FAR-RED IMPAIRED RESPONSE 1-like
Biological process (GO): regulation of DNA-templated transcription
Molecular function (GO): zinc ion binding
Source: RefSeq, a predicted model, not a curated record
AUGAAAGAAAAGAACCGAAAUUUCUUCUUUGAGCUCAACCUUGAAGGCGAUCAUUGCAUUAAACAUGCAUUCUGGGCGGAUGCAAGAAGCAGGGCUGCAUUCGAUUAUUUCGGAGACGUGGUUUCAUUUGACACCAUAUAUAACACAAGCAGGUACAAUUUGGUUUUAGGUUCUUUUGUGGGCGUGAAUCACCACGGCCAGUCCACACUUCUUGGAUGUGCACUGAUGAAAAAUGAGGACAUCCAAUCAUUCAAAUGGCUAUUUGAGUGUUGGCUACGUUGCAUAGGAGGGAAGGCACCAAAAGGUAUUCUUACCGAUCAAUGCGCAUCUAUUCAAAGGGCAAUUGAGCUGUGCAUGCCAACAACAAUUCACCGCUGGUGCAUCUGGCACAUUAUGAAGAAGAUCCCAAGCAAAUUAAAUGGCUACAAGGGACACAACAAAAUUGAACAAGAGAUGAGCCAUGUUGUUUGGAACUCGCACACAAAAAAAGCAUUUGACAGAAACUGGAUCGAUUUCCUUAGAAAGUACGGCCUCGGAGGCAACAAGUGGCUUUCAGAUCUGUACGAGGAUCGGCAUAUAUGGAUUCCUGUUUAUUUGGAUCACCACUUUUGGGCUGGGAUGAGAAGCACACAAAGGAGCGAGAGCAUGCAUUCAUUUUUUAACAAGUUCAUCACAUGGAAUAGCUCCUUGAGAUAA